AUGACUGACUUACAAGACCAAGAGCCAAGUAUAAUUAUUAAUGGGGAUUUAAACCCAGAAGAAGAAAUCCCCGUUGAAGAAACUGCCUUCGAUGAACAAGAACAAGACCAAGAUGAAAAACCAAAGAAGAAGGUUGCCUUCACUGGCCUAGAUGAAGGAGAAUCCGAGGAAGAACAAAGAAAACGUGAAUUCGAAGAAGGUGGUGGAUUACCAGAACAACCUGAGAAUCCAGAUUUCUCUAAACUGAACCCUCUUUCUGCGGAAAUUAUCAAUAGACAAGCCACCAUUAAUAUUGGUACCAUUGGUCAUGUUGCUCACGGUAAAUCUACUGUAGUGAGAGCCAUUUCUGGUGUUCAAACGGUUCGUUUUAAGGAUGAAUUGGAGCGUAAUAUUACCAUUAAGUUAGGUUAUGCCAACGCAAAGAUUUAUAAGUGUCAAAACCCAGACUGUCCUGCCCCAGAUUGUUAUAGAUCAUUCAAGUCAGACAAAGAAAUUUCACCAAAAUGUCAAAGACCAGGCUGUGAGGGUCGUUAUAAACUAGUGCGUCACGUUUCCUUUGUUGAUUGUCCAGGUCACGAUAUUUUAAUGAGUACUAUGUUGUCAGGUGCUGCUGUUAUGGAUGCAGCAUUGUUAUUAAUUGCUGGUAACGAAUCUUGUCCACAACCCCAAACUUCAGAACAUUUGGCAGCCAUUGAAAUUAUGAAAUUAAACCAUGUGAUUAUCUUACAAAAUAAAGUGGAUUUAAUGCGUGAAGAAAGUGCAUUGGAACAUGAAAAAUCUAUUCUAAAGUUUAUCAGAGGUACCAUUGCUGACGGAGCACCAAUCGUACCAAUUUCAGCUCAAUUGAAAUAUAAUAUUGAUGCAGUUAACGAAUUCAUUGUCAAGACCAUCCCAGUUCCACCAAGAGAUUUCAUGAUCUCUCCACGUUUGAUCGUUAUUCGUUCAUUUGAUGUUAAUAAACCAGGUGCCGAAAUUGAUGAUUUGAAGGGUGGUGUUGCUGGUGGGUCCAUCUUGAACGGUGUCUUCAAAUUAGGUGAUGAAAUUGAAAUUAGACCUGGUAUUGUUACCAAAGAUGAUAAGGGUAAGAUUUUAUGUAAACCAAUUUUCUCUAACAUUGUCUCAUUAUUUGCCGAACAAAAUGAUUUGAAGUUUGCAGUUCCAGGUGGUCUGAUUGGUGUAGGUACUAAAGUCGAUCCAACCCUUUGUAGAGCUGAUCGUCUUGUUGGUCAAGUUGUUGGUGCAAAAGGCCAUUUGCCAAAUAUUUACACAGAUAUUGAAAUUAAUUAUUUCCUAUUACGUCGUCUAUUAGGUGUUAAGACUGAUGGCCAAAAACAAGCAAAGGUUAGAAAGUUAGAAACGAAUGAAGUCUUAAUGGUCAAUAUUGGUUCUACUGCUACUGGUGCUCGUGUCGUUGCCGUUAAAGCUGAUAUGGCAAGAUUACAACUAACAUCCCCAGCUUGUACUGAGGUUAAUGAAAAAAUUGCUCUUUCUAGACGUAUUGAGAAGCAUUGGCGUCUGAUUGGUUGGGCUACUAUUAAAAAGGGUACUACAUUAGAACCAGUAGCCUAA
This is a messenger RNA of Naumovozyma castellii, 1569 nucleotides long. RefSeq names its product translation initiation factor eIF2 subunit gamma (gene GCD11). The transcript has a single exon. The record is from RefSeq and is a predicted model, not a curated record. Bases 1 to 1569 code for a protein of 522 amino acids. Lineage: Eukaryota; Fungi; Ascomycota; Saccharomycetes; Saccharomycetales; Saccharomycetaceae.